Molecule: messenger RNA, 4595 nt
Organism: Sorex araneus (European shrew)
Lineage: Eukaryota; Metazoa; Chordata; Mammalia; Eulipotyphla; Soricidae
Gene: BBS1
Product: Bardet-Biedl syndrome 1
Exons: 17
Coding region: 159-1907 (582 amino acids)
Biological process (GO): non-motile cilium assembly; protein localization to cilium
Cellular component (GO): centrosome; axoneme; BBSome
Molecular function (GO): smoothened binding; patched binding
Source: RefSeq, a predicted model, not a curated record
UUCGCGCACGCGCCGCUCGGAGCCCGGGCGCCUUUGGGCGUCGCGCGCGCAGCGUCGGGGGCGCCCGCGGUUGCCGUGGCGACGCCGGCCAAGAUGGCGGCUGCGUCUUCGUCGGAUUCUGACGGCCGCCAAGCGGAGAGCAAGGAGGCCAGUUCGAAAUGGCUGGAUGCGCACUACGACCCCAAGGCCAACAUCCACACCUUCUCCUCCUGCCUGGCGCUGGCCGACCUGCACGGCGACGGGGAGUACAAGGCAAGUUCCAGCCCGCAGCGGAGACCCGGCUGGUGGUGGGGGACCUGGGCCCCCGGGGCCGGCAGCCCUCCCUGAAGGUGCUCAAGGGGCCCACAGUGCUGAGCGAGAACCCGCUGCCCGCGCUGCCCACGGCGGCCACCACCUUCCUCAUGGAGCAGCACGAGCCCCGCACGCCCGCGCUGGCCGUGGCCUCGGGCCCCUGCGUCUACGUGUACAAGAACCUCAGGCCUUACUUCAAGUUCACGCUGCCGCCGCUGCCCACCAACCCCCUGGAGCUGGACCUGUGGAACCAGGCCAAGGAGGACCGCAUCGACCCUCUGACCCUGAAGGAGAUGCUGGAGGGCAUCCGGGAGAAGGCGGAGGUACCUCUGUCGGUCCAGUCGCUCAGGUUCCUGCUGCUGCUGGACCUGAGCGAGAUGGAGGCGUUCGUGAACCAGCACAAGGCGCGGCCCAUCAAGCGCCAGACCGUCAUCACGGCCAUGACCACCCUGAAGAAGAGCCUGGCGGACGAGGACGCCAUAUCCUGCCUGGUGGUGGGCACUGAGAACAAGGAGCUGCUGGUGCUGGACCCCGAGGCCUUCACCAUCCUGAGCCAGAUGAGCCUGCCCAGCAUCCCCGUCUUCCUGGAGGCCUCCGGCCAGUUUGAUGUCGAGUUCCGGCUUGCCGCUGCCUGCCGCAAUGGGAACAUCUACAUCCUGCGAAGAGACUGCAAGCACCCCAAGUACUGCAUCGAGCUGAGUGCCCAGCCCGUGGGGCUCGUCCGUGUCCACAAGGUCCUGGUGGUGGGCAGCACCCAAGAGUGCCUGCACGGCUUCACCCACAAGGGGAAGAAGCUGUGGACGGCGCAGAUGCCCGCCGCCAUCCUGACCAUGAACCUGCUGGAGCAGCGCUCCCGGGGCCUGCAGGCCACCAUGGCCGGGCUGGCCAACGGCGAGGUCCGCAUCUACCACGACAAGGCGCUCGUCAACAUCAUCCGCGCCCCGGAUGCCGUGACCAGCCUUUGCUUCGGCCGCUACGGGCGGGAGGAUAACACUCUGGUCCUGACCACGAGAGGUGGUGGCCUGAUGAUCAAGAUCUUGAAGCGCACAGCGGUGUUCGCUGAGGGGAGCGGGGAGGCUGGCCCCCCACCGGCCCAAGCCAUGAGGCUCAGCGUGCCACGGAAGACACGGCUGUACGUGGACCAGACGCUGCGGGAGCGGGAGUCGGGCACGGCCAUGCACCGGGUCUUCCAGACUGACCUGUACCUGCUGCGCCUGCGGGCCGCCCGCUCCUACGUGCGCGCCCUCGAAUCCAGCCUGAGCCCCGUGUCGGCGGCCGCCCGGGAGCCGCUCAAGCUGCACGCGGUGGUGCAGGGCCUCGGCCCCACAUUCAGGCUCACGCUGCACCUGCAGAACACGUCUGCGGCCCGCGCCGUCCUGGGCCUGCUUGUGUGCUUCCUGUACAGCGAGGCGCUCUACAGGCUGCCCCGCGCCGUCUUCAAGGUCCCUUUGCUGGUGCCAGGGCUCAGCUACCCCCUGGAGACCUUUGUGGAAAGUCUCAGUGACAAGGGUGUCACCGAUGUCAUCAAGGUGCUGGUGCUCCGCGAGGGCCAGAGCACGCCCCUGCUCAGCGCCCACAUCAACAUGCCCGUGAGCGAGGGGCUGGCGGCCACCUGAGAGACGCGCCGGCUCCACCGCAGCUGCCGCAGCCCCAAGCCCCUCCCCACGCUGCAGUCCUGCGAACUCCCGGCGGCCCGGGCAUCCGUCAGAGCACUGGAGAUGCAGCUCCUUCCCGGGUAGAGCGGAAGGAGCACUCGGACUCGCGGCUGGCGGUCUCUCUGCGGUUGCCGGCGCGGCUGCAGUUCGCUCAGCUCGAGGGCGAAACCACGUUCUAGGCCGCCCACCCCCAGAGCCAAGCAAGGGGCUCCCGAUUGCAGCUGGGGAACCAGAACCAGGGGAGGCCACCUGCCCACUCAGCCCCGCAGGGCUCCAUCAAUGCCGGGGGGCUGCAGGGAGGCGGCAGCUGCUGUGGGGGUCCUGCCCAUAGAAGACCCCAGGAGGGCUGCACAGAGUGAGGGGAGGGCUGCUACAGCCUGGGGGUCACACAAGUGACAGACACCCCCCUUCCCACCCAGCUGCCAGUCAAGACUAGGGUUCAGAUCAGUCGCGUGGGUGCUGUUCUCUGGGCAGCGGUCGUCCUGAAAGAGUUGGCUGGAAAGGGCCAGGCACGAGUGCGGCGAGGCUGAGAGCCCGUGUCCGACCAGGGGCGCGGCACUGUCCUGAGGCAGGUGUGACCCCCGUGUGCUCUCGGGACCCCCAGCGCCCCCUGGGUCCAGGCUGCCCCUCUGGCCCAAUGGCAGUUCUGGUGGCCCAGUGGCGGAAGCGAGGAGCAGGAGCAGUGUCACCCCAUCAGCGUCCGGGGAACUGGGGCGCUUUGGCCAGGCCGAGGCCCUCGCCGACUGCCCAGAGCUUCGGGUCGCCGAGUCGGCAGAGUGACCUUGACGCACUUCCAUUUUCUAGGACUCCAUUAGGGUUUGACUUCGUUUCCCUCUGAUGGGCAGUUCCCCCCCACCCCCAUCUCACGGCCCCCCUUGCUCCGCCCCUGCUUCAGGGUGCCCUGUGUGCUCCCCAGAACCUCUCCUCGAGAUUGUCUUUGCUGCACGGGCUGAUUCCUGGACCCCACACCCUCCCCUGCUUCUUCCCGCCUCCCCUGAAGCUCCCCCUCAGAGGCCACUACACCCUGCCCGGGGCUGCGUGUGCUCUCGGCGGGAGCAUGGCGUGUGCGCACCGCGCAGGGGCUGGUGUGACAGUUUGGGCAAUAAACAGCCAAGUGGGAAGCCUCCACCUGAUUCCGCACACCUCACAGCGUCCCCUCCUUGCGGGCUGCGCCUCGUCCCUGAGCUUCUGCAGUGCGGGGACACCUGUCGUGUGCCACCAUCAUGCCGGGCUGUGGGGUGGAGACAGCCAUUCCUGACCAGGGGAUGGGUGCUGGAGUCCUUUCCCCUCGUUCCCCGUUCUCUUGAACUCUGGUUUAGCCCAGCCUGUUUUCAGAGGCUUUUAUCUUCACACCUUUUUCCAGAAUUGUAAAAUAUAUGUUACUUAAUAAUUUUUAGGGGGGGGGGGCUGGAGCAAUAGCACAGCGGGUAGGGCGUUUGCUUUGCAUGCGGCCGACCCGGGUUCUAAUCCCAGCAUCCCAUAUGGUCCCCUGAGCACCGCCAGGGGUAAUUCCUGAGUGCAGAGCCAGGAGUAACCCCUGUGCAUCGCUGGGUGUGACCCCCAAAAAAAUUUUUUUAGGGGGACUUGGGCCACUCCUGGCAGUGCUUGGGGAAACAUGUGGUGCUGGGGAUUGAAUCAGAGUCAGCCACAAGUAAGGCAAACACCUUAUUGUACUCUCUUGGACUCCACUGAAACACAAAACAGGAAAAAACAAAACCAUUUAAUUUUCAACUAUUUUUAUUAUCUUCAGUUUUCAUUGUGGUGUUUGUUUUUGUGCCACACCCAGCUGUGCUCAGGGCACCUUUGGGGGCAGAUCAAACUGGGGUCAGCCACAUCCAUGCAAAGCUAGUGUCCUACUCGCUGCACUAUCUCUCCAACUCCUGAACUGCACCUAUUUUUACACAUGGGAUCAAAUAAGAAAUCUCAUGAGAAAGUUCAAAAUAUUUUGGACUAAAUGAAAACACAACAUACUAAAGUUUGUAAUUUACCAUGAAGGCGAGAAGGAAAAUUUAUGGGCUGCAUAUAUUAGAGAAGAAAAAUCUAACAUCAGUUUGAAAGGGAAAUAAAAGCAAAUGCAAUUCCAGAAGAAGCAGAUGAAGAGUAAUAGGGGGCUGGCGCGAUAGAACAUUAAGUGAGGCGCUUGCUGUGAACGCAGCCAACCCACAUAUGGCCCCCCCCAAAGCCUGCCAGGAAUGAGGCCUGAGCCCUGAGCUCAGAGCCAAGAGUAAGCCCUGAGCACUGCUGGCUGAGGCCCUACAGCAAACAAAGUGUACAAUCUACUUGGAGGGUCAGAGCGUGCACAACAGGCUGGAGUAUUUACUUCCCUUGCGGGAGGCCUGGGUGGUCCUUGCCCUGGAUCCCUUUUUUUUUUUUUUUUUUUGCUUUUUGGGUCACACCCAGCGAUGCUCAGGGGUUACUCCUGGCUUUGCACUCAGGAAUUACUCCUGGCGGUGCUUGGGGGACCAUAUGGGAUGCCGGGGAUCUAACCCGGGUCGGCCGCGUGCAAGGCAAACGCCCUACCCGCUGUGCUAUCGCUCCGGCCCUGGAUCCUUGCCCUGCGUGGUCUCCAAGAACUGCUGGGACCAAACCUUGACCAGGUGUGACUCAAAAUUCUAAGCAAUUUGAAAAUAAAUUCUAAGAAUAACUUGA